Molecule: messenger RNA, 1282 nt
Organism: Spodoptera litura
Lineage: Eukaryota; Metazoa; Arthropoda; Insecta; Lepidoptera; Noctuidae
Product: venom acid phosphatase Acph-1
Biological process (GO): dephosphorylation
Molecular function (GO): phosphatase activity
Source: RefSeq, a predicted model, not a curated record
GAAAACGGUUCGCGUACGCGCGUACGUACCGCCUGAUAAGACACCGCUCCGUCGGUUCGGCGGGAAAUUGGCAUUUAAAUAUGGAGUUGGUGUUAACGUUGGUGGUCGCGUUAGUGGCAGCAGUGUGCGGGAACGAACCUCAAGGUGCCGAAGUAGACAAAGCACUGCCGGACACUAAAACUAUCGCAGCAUUUGUGAUCUUUCGUCAUGGUGACCGCACCCCCGACCAUGAGGAGUUAGCGUUGUAUCCAGCAGAUAACGUACUAAGCGACAGCAUUUUCUUCCCGUACGGGAAGAAAGCACUGACAAAUAAAGGCAAACAACGCAGUUUCUUCGUGGGCAAGUAUUUGAGACAGAGGUACGAUAGUCUCAUCUCCAAGUUGUAUCUUCCUGAUGAGAUCACCAUACGUACGACUGACUAUGCCAGGACCAAGAUGACGGCUUUGACUGCCUUAGCAGCCUUAUACCCGCCACCACCAGCCCAGAGAUGGAACCCUGACCUGGACUGGCAACCCAUUCCAUACAAUACACCGCCUUAUGAAGAUGACGAUCUUCUAUACUGGUAUAACUGCCCCCGAUACUUGUGGUUGAGAGACAAGACCGCUGAACUGCCAGAGAUUCAGAAAUGGAUCGAACCCUAUCAACCUCUCUUCUCUUAUUUAAGUAGUCACACAAAGACAAAUAUUACGAAACCAGAAGACGUAUUCUUCUUAGAUAAUUUAUUUCAAACAUUGAAAAACGUCGGCGUGAAUCCCCCCGAAUGGGCCCAACAAGUAAUGCCUAAAAUAAAAGACGUAACUAAAAUUGAAUAUGCCCUAGAAUUUUAUAACGCAGAUCUAGUCAGAUUGGCAUCAGGUGUAUUAAUGCAAUCGAUAGUAAAUAUAUCAAAUUCUCUAAUAAAUGAACCCGAUUUUGAGGCGAAGAAGCUGUAUUUGUACUCGGGACAUGAGAACAAUGUCGCUGGCUUGAUGGCGGCGGCCAGAGUGUUUGAGGCACAUCAGCCUAACUAUGGGUCGACGUUUUCUUUAGAACUUAGGAAUAAUACCAAGACUGGACAGUUUGGGAUGACGGCGGUGUACGCGCGCAAUGCCGGUGGGCCCAGUGAGAUCCUACCAAUUGACGGCUGCGACGGCGCACUAUUCUGCGGUUUCGACAAGUUCUUGACCAUCGUCCAAGACGUUAUAUGGUCAAAACAAGAGAUGGAUGAACAAUGUAAAAACGUAACAGAUUUAUAGUACAAUUUUAUACAUAGUUGAUACGAAUAAAGUGGCUGUGAUUUCUA